Fusarium redolens is the source of this 658-nucleotide messenger RNA. RefSeq lists its product as uncharacterized. The record is from RefSeq and is a predicted model, not a curated record. The transcript is spliced from 2 exons. Lineage: Eukaryota; Fungi; Ascomycota; Sordariomycetes; Hypocreales; Nectriaceae. Bases 1 to 222 code for a protein of 73 amino acids.
AUGCCAGCUAAAAAGCCCUGCUCAUCAGCUGGCCCCAACCUUCUUCCUACAACCCACCUGAAAGGCACGCUUCAAUCACCCAUCACGCUUCCGCUUCAAGGUCAGCCAAAGCCUGUCUAUAAGAGACCGCGCCGCAAACUCACCACUGCACCGUCACGAUGCCUGUCCGAAGAAGCCUGCAGCCACCCGAUAAGGCCUUUUAUACUAAAAUGCCUGACCUAAUCCCUUAUUUUAUAGCAGCUCUUAAAGACUAUAAAUAUAAGGAUAAGCUCUAUAUUAUAAUAAUAGAGAUUAGAAAGAUUUAAGAUAAAGAAGAUAAUAUUACCUUUAUUAAGUAAGCUAUUUUAAGCUAUAAGGUCCUCUUACUUAUAUAUUAUUAUUAUAAAAAGCUAAUAAUCUUUAAAGGCUACCUUAAGGAAGAGAUUAAGUUAUUAUAAAAGCUAGAGUAAUCCCUUAUAAUAAGAAGGCUUAUAGAGGUAAAUAAUAAGGAAUUUAUUAAAGACCUUAAAUUAAGGACUAUUAAGAACUUAUAUAGAUAUUAGCUUAAUAAUAUAAAGAAAUAGUUAAUAGAACUAAUAAAGGCUAUAAAGCUAAUUAAUAGCUAGUAAAGACUAGGCUAGUUAUAGUCUUAAAUUAUAAGAAUAUAAUUAAGAUAAGG